Molecule: messenger RNA, 1947 nt
Organism: Magallana angulata
Lineage: Eukaryota; Metazoa; Mollusca; Bivalvia; Ostreida; Ostreidae
Exons: 4
Coding region: 261-869 (202 amino acids)
Source: RefSeq, a predicted model, not a curated record
GCGUAAUUUUGAUUUUUUGGGGUAUAAUAAGCCAAAAUAUAGCUAUUCCAACAGAAUCGCAAGUCACUACAGUGAUUUGUGUACUGAGUUUCCGAAAUGAAUUGAGUUGGUUGAUGUGUAAACAAGGUACUGUAGUGGGUUGAAGGUGUUUACAAACACACACAUAUAAACACACACUUAUAAUAAAACGUGGUAUGUUCUUUCUGCAGCAUCAUACAGACAACCUGUCUAAAAGUUUUGGUAUACUUACCUCUUAAAAAAUGAUAGGGAAUAGAAGACAUUAUUUUUUUCUGUUAAAUUCCACUAAGUGUACUAUGAAUGAAUUUAUCAUUGAUUUUUUUAAGGAUGAUAGAUAUACAUGUACCAGCAGUGCUUCAGUAACACCUGAAACCAGUAAAAUGACAGUCCAAAGCAGUGUCCCCAAGAAUAAUAACAAAGAAGGAGAAAGAAUUAGCAGUUGUGCCAAAGGGAAUGCCCAAAGCAGCAUUUCUCACAAUGCCAACACUUAUGAAAGUAGGACUGUGAAACUUCUUGAAAGCAGUUCGAUUGAGGUGGAUAAAGCAAAUCUGAAAAAGGCAUCAUCCUUGAUCAAAAAGCACAAUAAUCCAGGCUAUGCUCUAUGCCCCAAGGUGAUACCCCUGCUGUUUACAGAUGAGGAACUGGCAUUGUCCAGGGGACAGGGUCUCAUUAAGACCAAACAUGGUACCCUGAGGCCGUACAAGGAGAAGGUACAAGUGAUGAAAGACUAUGUACAAAGUUGGUGCUCAAAGAAUGGCUUCAGUGUUCCAUCACACGCCAAACUAAAUGAUGGUGUUACAGAAAGAAUUGCGUACAGUAGGAAACUUCUGAAAAAGAAGUCAAGUAAUUAAUGAAAUGUUGACGUUCACUUUUGAUUGUAAUUAAUUUGGGUCAUCAUUUAAGAACUCUAAAAUGUAUUUCAGUUGUCAAUUAUGUGUGACAUAUAUUUGAAUUUUAACAUUUUACUAAUCACUGGUAGCUUGCAUGAUUAACAAAUAUUUUUCUGGAUAGUAAAAUAUGAAGAAAAAGUUGCCUGUAUGUAUUAAACUGUCUUUAAGUAAAAAUCUUUCAACAGACAUUGCAAAAACUUUGUGUUGAACCGUUAUGAUGAAUUAUGUAUAGGAAUGUACAUGCAUAUGUACAUAAGCAUAUACAGAGAAAUGUAAUAGUAUGUAAUUUUUUAUACUGUUUUUUUUUUUAAUGUGUAAUUCUGUUUUUAUUAUGCAAUAAUGUUUCUCUCUUGUGAACUUGUACCAUAGGUUUUAUAUUUUCAUGUACCAUCUUGUUGCCCCUUAAUUGGUAAAUAAAUAGAUUAUUAGUUCAUAUUAAUACAGUUGGACUCUUUUGUGUUAAAAUUGGUUCUUAUGAUUAUAUUUCAUUUUUACUCUAAUCUAAUUUUAGCCAUUUUGGUUUUGAUUUUAUAGCAGGUUUCAAUACAGGCGUAUUUUAAUACAGGCAUAUUAUUUUCAAGACGUAUUAUUUUGCCAGGCGUAAUUUAUUUAAGCAGGAUUGCUUAGUCUAUAUUAUUCUGUAAUUCUAUUAUACAGGCGUACAAAAUUUCCAGGCGUAUUUCAAAAUUUUCAGGCGUACUCAUUUGCAUGUUUAUGCCAAAAAUACGGUAGGGGUACACCACUUGUACACCAGUUUUUCACAUUUUACGCCUGUAUUUUGUCUUUCAAUGUAACUAAGAAUUAAACUAGAAUUUAAGAUACUUGUAGGCCUGGAAAAUUUUGAAAUUACGGGAGUAAAAUUUCGUACGGGUCUUCUUCUGUAGGUGACCACCCUCAUCAGUCAGAUGUAGAGUUGAAUGGUGGAUAAUCAGAUAAAGGAUCUGGUUCUGUUGUUGCAGUGAUUGAGUUUGUCCUUGAAGAUGCACAUGCAGGUGAAUUAUCUGACUAUGCUAACUAUGGCAAUAGUUGUUGGAUAUUG